Rhipicephalus sanguineus (brown dog tick) is the source of this 279-nucleotide messenger RNA. RefSeq names its product probable ATP-dependent DNA helicase HFM1. The transcript has 3 exons. The annotation marks the transcript as partial. The record is from RefSeq and is a predicted model, not a curated record. Lineage: Eukaryota; Metazoa; Arthropoda; Arachnida; Ixodida; Ixodidae.
CCAUGACUGGAAGGAUCAAGACCACAGAGAUGAAGGUUAACUGCCUCCUGCAAGCCAUCCUGGGUUGCAUGGCCGUGACAGACACGUCGCUGGCUCAAGACAUCCCUCGCAUUGUGGCCGUGGCACUGAGACUCGCUAGAGCGCUCGUGUCGCUGCUGGUGCUACGCAGUCCCGCGUGCGGCUUCUCGGCGUUGCUCAACGCUGUCACGCUGCAUAAGUGCCUCCAGGCCCGCCUUUGGGACGACUCGCUGCACGUAGCCCGGCAGAUCGAGAACAUAG